Messenger RNA from Aegilops tauschii subsp. strangulata, 429 nucleotides. The record is from RefSeq and is a predicted model, not a curated record. NCBI's taxonomy places the organism in Eukaryota, Viridiplantae, Streptophyta, Magnoliopsida, Poales, Poaceae.
AUGGCGCCUUCACCAAGUAGCAGUGCAGCUGUGUUGGCCAUGCUGGUGCUCCUCGUCCUGCUGGGGAUGGGAUACCCAGCGGCCGCUGCGACGGCAUGUACGGACUGUGUGUCGCAGUGCAACUCGACAUGCAGCGCUGCCAACUUUGCCGGGGCGGGGCCUUGCGGCGCAGACUGCAGCCGGUCGCAGACAUGCUUGUUAUGCCUCCAAGCGUACAAAUGGAAGUGCUCGAUGCACUGCUACAGUUCUUGCAGAAGCCAAACAAGUAGUGCAUAUGACUGUGAAGGCUCUUGCGCAAGGUCUUGCAGCGACCUCACCGGCUGGUGCGGCAUCUGCGCCGAGUCGCCUACGUGCACGGCCUGCAAGGCCAACUACUCGCGUGGGUGCACAUCAUGCUGCACCUCUUACUGCAAGUCCCACUGCGUCUAG